GCUCCGUCACGGCUGUCCGUCGUCGUGUUGGACGAGACUUCGCAGCAACCUGCCCAUUCUAACCUCCUCUCAUCCGAAUCCCCUUCCACUUUGCGAGCAUGUUCCAAAAUGAGCUUGCCUGGCUUCGCCGACAGUCUGUUCGUGGACUGCUCGCCCAGUUCCUCACCGUCCUGACGGUCCUCUCGACCUCGCUGGCCCUCUACAAGGGGCUGUCAUGCGUAGUCGACUCCGAAUCGCCCGUCGUCGUCGUCCUCUCGGGAAGUAUGGAGCCAGCCUUCUAUCGCGGAGACCUGCUGCUACUGAGCAUGCCGAGCGAGAAGCUGAAAGUGGGGGACAUAGUCGUGUAUAAUACCGUCUACGGGGGCACGCCUAUCGUUCAUCGCAUCUUGGAGACGCAUGAUGACUACGAAGGCAAUGACCAGCUCAUACUGACAAAGGGAGACAACAACGACUCGGACGAUGUAGUGCUAUAUGGCGGUCCCAGCUGGCUGAGGAGAAGUCAGAUCGUGGGCAAGGUGCAAGGCUACGUCCCCUACGUGGGCUACAUGACCAUUGUCCUCAACGAUUACCCAAAGCUCAAAUACGCCCUGCUCGGAUUGAUCGGUGUCAGCGUGCUCUUCAGUGGGGAGGACUCAUGACGAUACGGAACGAGGCGAUAGCAGUCUACAAUUCAUUGUGCUUUCGAUUCAGUCUGCG
Jaminaea rosea is the source of this 696-nucleotide messenger RNA. Its product is annotated as signal peptidase I. Gene Ontology annotation, cellular component: signal peptidase complex; membrane. NCBI's taxonomy places the organism in Eukaryota, Fungi, Basidiomycota, Exobasidiomycetes, Microstromatales. Bases 99 to 638 code for a protein of 179 amino acids. The transcript has 3 exons. Gene Ontology annotation, molecular function: serine-type endopeptidase activity. The record is from RefSeq and is a predicted model, not a curated record.